UCCACGCCUGACGCCACCACACGUGUCUGACUCACGUUACUGACUCCUCCACACAUCUGCCUUACCUACAGUUACAUCUGACUAAACAAGUUCCGACUGACAUGCCUUCUUAGACUACCAGCCCCGUCACACCUGGCUAGUGCGUGGGGCUGUACCCUGUGACCUCGUAUAAAAACACCAGCAACCCGUGUCGUCUCUCAGUGAGCACCCAACAGCUCUGGAAGGAAGGUGACGACUGCGCCGACCCACGUCCUACCAGCACUGCGCAAUAGAGAAGUAACCAAACAGCCGUCGAUAUGGUGAGUGUGGAGAGAGGUGUUGGAGCCUUAGUGCUGCUGCUGUUGCUGUUCCAGUUGGCUCACACAAAGAGCGCUACCUGCCAACAUGACUGUAUACCAGUGCGUCAGUGCCCACAGCUGCACUGGCUACUGCUCCAUCCCUCCCCGGAAAACACUGACACUCUGCAGCGGAGCACCUGCGCCUACAAGAACAGCCAACCUAUAGUUUGUUGUCCCCGAAAUGCCAUCAAGUUCCCCAAGACCUGCGGCCUUUCUGAACAUCAUCGUGGAGGAGGAAGGGAAUUGCCCAUCGCCGGUUACACUUGGAAGGCAUUGUUAGGAUACAGACAAACUGGCUCCUCGAGAAUAUCGUUCCUGUGUGGUGGGUCAGUGAUCAGUGAAAGAUACAUAUUAACUUCCGCUCACUGCGUGGAUGCGUCUUCAACAGGAGGGAGUAAGCUUGAAGUUGUCCGGGUGGGAGAAUGGGACAGGAGUACCGAACCCGACUGUAUGAUAAACAUAGUAGGAAAUACUAUUUGCUCACCUCCUGCUCAGGACUUUACCAUAGAAGAGGCUAUUCCUCACCCGAACUAUAACAAAAGAGGACAAAUUUCUGAUGACAUCGCCCUUAUCAGACUCGUCAGCUCCAUAGACCUUAAUGGACCUUGGAUUACUUCGCGUUUGUCUGCCUCCUCAAAGUACAGGAUUCCAGGACUUAUCUACUGUGCAGGACAUUUUUUCGGCUGGUUGGGGCCUAUCUAACUCAGGGAAAGCUAGUGAGGGCCCCAACAUGUUGAGCUAUCCAUUGUUGAUCACGCACAGUCUCAACGAAACCUACCGUGGAAAUCUUCUUAAAGAGCAGAUCUGUGCAGGAGGUUGUGAUAAAGCAAAGGCUCCUUAGUGGGUGAAGGAGGCAGCGCCCUGCUAGCGGCGGGGACCCCUUUCUUCCAAAUUGGUGUUCUGUCUUAUGGCUUACCUGUAUGUGGUGGACUGGAUGUGCCUGGGAUUUACACCUCCGUCAGUCACUACAGGCUCUGGAUUGAUGUGACUA
Messenger RNA from Homarus americanus (American lobster), 1329 nucleotides. Its product is annotated as serine protease easter-like. Gene Ontology annotation, biological process: proteolysis. NCBI's taxonomy places the organism in Eukaryota, Metazoa, Arthropoda, Malacostraca, Decapoda, Nephropidae. The coding region runs from base 297 to 1040 and encodes 247 amino acids. The record is from RefSeq and is a predicted model, not a curated record. The transcript is spliced from 8 exons. Gene Ontology annotation, molecular function: serine-type endopeptidase activity.